GAACCAGAGCACUGAGCAACCCCAAACUACGCGGCAAAACCUCCGGCUAUUUAAAUAUUAUAGGAGUGUUGCGGAUUGUCAUAUCUUCUCAUAUCUCCCUUAACGUGGAGUGUAAUUUCUACCUUUGUCGUUAUCGGGAACAAUUUGAAGCAGGUCAUGUCUGUGCCCUUUGUCCAAGACUGGGAUGUGGUGCAGGACCUUGGAGAGGGAGCAUAUGGAGUGGUGCGGUUGCUGAUGAACAGAAAGACAGAUGAGGCCGUAGCAGUGAAAAUCCUCGACUCAGAAACCAACUCAGACUGCCUGGAGGUGGUGAAGAAGGAAGUUUGCAUUCAUAAGAUGUUGACACACGGCAACAUAGUGCGCUUCUUUGGUCAUCGAAAAGAGAGCAACUUACAGUACAUAUUUCUGGAGUACUGUAGUGGGGGAGCGCUGUUUGAUCGCAUUGAGCCUGACCUGGGAAUGCCAGAGAAGGAUGCCCAUCGAUUUUUCCAGGAGUUGAUCUCCGGUGUGGAGUACCUCCAUGGACUUGGAAUCACGCAUCGCGACAUUAAACCAGAAAAUUUAUUGUUGGAUGACAAAGACUCGUUAAAGAUUGCAGAUUUUGGUUUAGCGACGGUCUUCCGGCAUCGAGGGCGGGAGAGGUUACUGGGGAGGGCGUGCGGCAGCCUACCCUACAUCGCUCCAGAGGUCAUGUCAAGGACACAGUUUAAAGCCCAGCCCGCAGACACCUGGUCAUGUGGCAUCGUCCUCACCACUAUGUUAACAGGAGAAUUACCAUGGGAUCAGCCCACGGAUAACUGCCAGGAGUAUGCUGACUGGCUUCAGACUAAGACCUACCUCAACCCGUGGAAGAAGAUUGAUGCCCUGCCCCUAUGUCUCCUCACCAAAAUCCUCCUCCAUGACCCUAAAAAGAGAUUAACAAUCCCCGAAGUGAAGAAACAUCCCUGGUUCUGCAAGAAGUUCCGCUCAGGAGUCAGUCAAUCACCCAACAAAAUACUGGAUAUCCGCCUUGGACGAACGUACAGUGAUGACCGAACACAUGUCUCCAGCUCACAGCCAGAGCCGCAGGAUCUGUGGGAGCUGACUGGGGCUGUAAACUACGGUGAAGGGGCGCUGGUCAGCUUCUCCCAGCCAGUGUGCCCAGACCACAUGCUGCUGGGAAGUCAACUGCUGGGCACACCGGGUGCCAGCCAGAACCCGUGGCAGAGACUGGUGAAGAGGAUGACGAGGAUCACUACUGCCCUGUCUCCUGAGGAGGCCGGCAAGGACCUGAAGGCCGUCUGCAUAUCCCUGGGCCACACCUGGAAGUUGACAUGCACCAACCAGGUGACUGUGACUACGAAUGACCGUCGUAACAACAAGCUCAUCUACAAGGUCUACUUCCUGGAUGUGGACGAAGGAACCCUGGUGGACUUCAGGCUUUCAAGGGGUGAUGGGCUUGAGUUCAAGAGGUACUUUGUGAAAAUCAAAGAGAAGUUUUCCCAAAUUCAGAAGCAGAAGCUUGCUGCCUGCUGAUGAAACGUACAUACAGUAUAUGCUUUCUGGAGCCACCAGCCUCAAGCCAGACUGUUUCGUUUUGGAUCAUGACUUGACCAAUCCCCUGCACUUAUUCUGUGAAUUAUGUCAUAUAAAAAGAUCCAGUGUUGUUCGUUGGUACAGUUGUUGUAACCAGAAGACCAUGUGUUAAAAUAAGGAAGGCAACAUAUUGGCAAUCGAAUAAGAGUUGGAGAUGUUGGCCCCCCAUACUGUAUCAAGAGAUUUUGAUAUGUAUUUAAUAUCAAAUGUUUGUACGUGUUUUUAUAUGUUUUUCUUUAUACUUUUUAUACAUGUUUCCUUUUAUGUACGUUUUAUACACUUUGCGUUACUCUGAUUGUUCACUUGGAAGCUAAUAAAGUUAAUGUAGGUAAGGUGG
This is a messenger RNA of Engraulis encrasicolus (European anchovy), 1912 nucleotides long. RefSeq names its product checkpoint kinase 1 (gene chek1). Gene Ontology annotation, cellular component: cytoplasm. The transcript is spliced from 13 exons. Gene Ontology annotation, biological process: protein phosphorylation; DNA damage checkpoint signaling. The record is from RefSeq and is a predicted model, not a curated record. The coding region runs from base 157 to 1515 and encodes 452 amino acids. Lineage: Eukaryota; Metazoa; Chordata; Actinopteri; Clupeiformes; Engraulidae. Gene Ontology annotation, molecular function: protein serine/threonine kinase activity; ATP binding.